Rotaria sordida is the source of this 3881-nucleotide messenger RNA. NCBI's taxonomy places the organism in Eukaryota, Metazoa, Rotifera, Eurotatoria, Philodinida, Philodinidae. The record is from the annotation of a GenBank genome assembly.
AUGGCUACAAAAGAAACAACAUACAGUUGGAAAAGAAACAUUUUAACAACUGGAUUAUCUACAUCAUCAUUAUCCACAAUAACUCCUGUUACAGAAAGUAAUUCCGAUACUCAAUUUCGUACUCAAGUAAGAGAAUCAAUUUGUUGUGCAUUACCUUGUUUAAUGCUUACAAUUGCUACUGCCAUAGCCGUUCCAAUUCUUCUCAUCCAAACAGCAACCGGGACGGUACAAGCAAUGAGCACGACUACAACAACACCCAUGUCCUGCCUUGCAACAACAUGUACUCUAACAAUUAAUGCCGUUUGGAACAUGACGGGCACGACGGUGCAACCGACAUUCCCUCUUCUAACACCUAGAAGUAUUUCGUUCGAUUCAAGUGGCAAUAUGUACGUAGCCGAUGUCCACAUGUGCGCCGUAAUCAAAUAUCCGUCCUGUGGCACUGUUUAUCCAACCGUGUUUGCGGGUGUCAGCAACAGCUGCAGCGGCGGAACCUCAAACCUUAACUACCCUGAAGGUGCAUUCCUCGACAGUCUUGGCAAUCUAUAUGUUGUAAGUCUAACGAAGACGAAAGGGUACACUAGGCAGAUAGAAACUAUAAACUGCCACAAAAAAUUAAAAAAAGCACGUAGAAGUGAGUACAGGUGGACUAACUUACUGUACGACGAUGAGACUUAAUCUCUCGCGGGAAAUGGAAGUGUAAAUCUUUCCAAACAAGACGUUGGAACCAAAUAACAACAUAAAAGAGAAGACACUGUAAGCUGUAAGAAAUUUCAUGGCUUGUCUGUUAGGUUUUGACAUAUGUCAAAACUUUUUGUGAAACUGUGUUUGGAAUACGUAGCAAUGAACAGACAUUGUUUCGUUUGUGACUUCGAAGGUGUCAAUGAAUUCCCAUAAGUCCUGGCCAUUAUUUCUAGUCGAAGAAGUUAAAGUCAAAAAGUUUUCGCGGACCGUGUUAUCACAACUGGAUAAGUACGGACUCCGCGAGUACGAGUACGUAUUCAUACUUGCUCAACUCUGCGUAUGAUAUUCAGAUGCCGUAAAAACUUUCGAGUUUCAACGGUUAAGGGUACCCACGCACUUAUUUGUCCAAAAGUCGACUUGAAGCUAGGGUACGGCGCUUUAGUGGCUAAUUCACUUGUAGCGCUAAUGAGUAACGAACGCGUUUGUCGUUACCGUUGUUUGUAAAGAAAUAAUUUAAUUGUUAAUAGUAACGGUAAAGUAUGAACUAAAGAAAUGUGCUAUAUCUUGAUUUUCCACAGAUAUCAAUGAAUCUCAAUUUUCGAUAAAUAGUCAUUGUUUUACUCACCUAUCGAGAUAUCUGUGGCUUGAGGGGCGUCUCCUUGUCAUUUAUGAUGGCAGAAUGAAACUGGCCUUUUGUUUUUCAGCCGGACUUCUACAAUUCACGAAUUCAAAAAUACAACAGCGCCGGGAUUGUUACCACAGUGAUCAACAUCACCUCAACAGGCUAUGUAGGUAUCGUUUAUAUCUUUUAGUAUCAUAAUAAAAAGGGUCUUUUUAUAUUCAUCUCUUCUUUUGUUAAUUAAGACAGAAGCUUCGUACAAAUAUUCUUGCUAUAAAUCAAGAUUUUCACAGUAUUUACCUUCCUUCAAAAACUCCACGGUCCGUCAUUCAGCAAGUAAUUGCGUCUGAAAUUUUCGGAUAGAUGUGCUCUUUCAGAAUACUUGAGGAUGAGGAUGUCCAGUAUCAAAACAUGACUUGAAUCUAUAUUCAAACACCACCGAUUUUCAAACGAAGACUAUCAACAUUCUAUUUUGAAAAGUUUUCGGAGUUGGUUUUUCACCUUCUUCAUCUUCAUUCAUGUAACUUGUCAAACAAUGAGAAUCUGAAUGAAUAGAGAAUUCAUUUUCCUACAUCAUAUGAAAACGUUUGGUUUUUAAACAAACGGCCUUGUUUGACCGACUGUAGGCCUCCGCUUGACAAUUUUACCACAGCUAGAGUUUCAAAUUGGUCCCAUGAUUGUUCAGAAAAAUUUUCAUGAGAGAACUUCGAAAUAAACUCUAGUGCAUAACGACCGACCUAUGAACUUUCUUUCUAGAACACUUUUCUGGAAGCAGUCUGUACAUGUUUGCAACGACUAAAUCGAUACACUCAAAUCUCACACUCUCGUAACAAGUUGUAGUGGACCAUACCUGUCUUCAGCCACAUGAACGCGAAAAACUGCACAGCUUAUUGUUUUGUAUUUCCUCUAAAAGUGCAUUAGUUUGAUUUCAGAUAGAAAACUAGGGUCCCUAAUCAUUGUCGUAAGAACGUACCUUCGUCUCUUCCUCAUCAUCAACUCUUGUCGAGCCGUUCGAAUCUGCUCAUAUAAAACUCGGCGUUCAUAUGAUUGCCAUUAUGAACGCUUCAUUAGUUCUACGCUACUACCAAAUUCUAAUCGAACUUCUGUGAGUAUCCUUGUUAUAAGUCGUCGGUUGCAAGUACCGUCAUGGUCAGACUGGCAUAUCUUAUCAUCUCUAUCCUACCAAUAAACUGUGGUCGAACUUCUAUCAACUGUUCCGAGAAAAUCGUUCCCGGGAUCAUCUUCGCGACCAAGAGUCUUUCCAACACUUGGAACACAUACAUUCAGACGCUCCUAUCGAGUCGAGAAAAGGAUUGAAGUGAAGGGAACCAUAGCGGUUCUGAUGGUAUGCUUCUUUCGUUCGUGUCAUACAUCAUCUUGACGGAGAACAUGUGACUGGAGAUCAAGAAUAAUAACAAAAGGCUUGAAUUUAUUUGGAUAUAAACGCGUUUUGAGAAUUCAAUAAAGCUAUGCAACCUUGAAAAUAGAAAAAGUGGGAAAAGAAUAAGAUUUUAAGUAGAAGUCCUAUAUGAACAGCCAACAACUGUAAAUUUAGUCCAUAGAAAAUUCUCUCUAGUGUAGAGCAAUCGAAUACAUUCUGAAGUGACGUGGGACUUCAAUGUAUCGGGUUUGAAAAAAUUAUAUUUCACGCUAUGCAGAACAGCACGUGGUUUAGAGCUCUCUUUGUACGAGCUUACAGUCUAGCUAAGACAAAUUCUUCACGAAAAGUUCUUACUUUUAGCAGUUGAAAAGUUGUGUGUCUGCUCCCAACCAACAGUAAACCUAAAACUUCGAUACAUGGUAUCUUAGCUGAUUUCAGUUGAAUUAGAUUUCAGAUUAUGGAAAUAAUAAUGGCUACUAUCGUGUAUGGCCAACUAGCUCUGUAUCAAUCAAUGAAGUGCCCUAGUCUUUUUUCUCUUUUAGCCAUCCUAUAUCUACGUCACACACGACACAACUGGACCAGUUAUGUACAUAGCCGAUCAGCAGUAUGCAGUCAUUAGACGCUGUGUUGAGAGCACAGGCAUUUGCACGAUUGUUGCACAAAGUAAGUCAGAAAAAAUCAUCUGUCAUUCCUUCUCACCAUAUCAGCUGGAUCGAUUUUAUUAUUCGUAGCAUCAAACCAUAAGUAAAUCAACAGUCUUCCUCACUUUCCAAGUACACUAAAAAUUUUCCAUAGUUUAAAGAACGGAGAAUGGGUUGCAGCAUUUAACGCCAACAAAGACCAUUUUUCCGUUCUCUAAGCUAAAAAAAUUCUUUACAAUGUGGGAAACCAUAUUCAUCAAAUUAAGAUAUUGCCAAAAAUUUCUUCAUUGAUUUUUUUAAAAGUUUCUGUUGUUAACAAAAUUCCUGGAAUGACGUCGAAAACUAGAGCUCAUCAAACUAUAUCGGUCUACACACGGCGUCGAUGACCGUCUUAUUAACUGUAAGUUUCUUGCAAGACAGUAUACAAACAAAUGUACAUUGUUUACGUCCUUCUGUAUAUUAUUAGGCAUGACCCAAACCCAAACCGUUUAGGUUUGGUGAGUUUGGGUUUGGGUAUGGGUCAGAUAUCGAAACUCAUGAAACCGCUAUAGCUUAGGUA